Molecule: messenger RNA, 2640 nt
Organism: Microplitis mediator
Lineage: Eukaryota; Metazoa; Arthropoda; Insecta; Hymenoptera; Braconidae
Exons: 14
Coding region: 339-2582 (747 amino acids)
Molecular function (GO): serine-type endopeptidase inhibitor activity
Source: RefSeq, a predicted model, not a curated record
UUCAAGGAUUUUGAGAAACAAAUAUCGAGAGUUGAAAAAUAUAAUUUUGAAAAAAAUUAGUUUUUUUAAGUUAAGCGCGAUAUUGGGAAAUAAAUUAUAGUAACAAGUCCAGCAACUUGAGUAGAAUCAGUAGUAAACGAUAAAGAUAAUAAUAAUCGGCAAAUAACCCACGUGAUUUUGCGUCAUCGCAGCAAUAGUUUCGUAGCUAGCGUUGUCGGCGCUAUACUACAAAAAGACGCCAGUUUGACGCAUAUAUUCAGAGAGAGACCUUCAUUCAAUCGCGAUUCGAGUAUAUAGUUCACGUUCAGAGCACAUUCACGACGCACAUCCUUUGCACGAUGUCUACACUUGAUAAUCAAGCUUUAGAUACCGUAGCUACAGGUAUCAGUAAAUUUUCGACUGAAUUUUACAAGUCUUUGGCGGAAGAUGAAACAUCAAAUUUUAUCUGUUCGCCACUCAGUGUCUCAAUGGUAUUAUCUAUGGUUACUUAUGGGGCACGCGGACAGACUGAAAAAGAACUGCGUAGUGCAUUGAGAUUGUCUAAAGAUGAUCAAAUCAAUAAAAAUGGGUUCCAAUCACUUAUUGAUACUUUGAAUGCUGUUAAAAAAGUUGAGCUUCGUUUAGCCAAUAAGAUUUACUUCAACACAGGGUUCGACGUUAAAUCUGAAUUCAAAGUCUUAACGGAAACUACAUUUCGAUCUGUAUCAGAGAUAAUUGAUUUUGGAAAAACUGAAGAGGCCAGCAAGACCAUCAAUAGUUGGUGCGAAGAAAAAACUAACAAUCGUAUAAAAGAUGUCAUACAACCGAAUGAUUUGACAGGCGCGGAGAUGGUUUUGGUCAAUGCUGUUUAUUUCAAAGGACACUGGAAAAAAAAAUUUGAUCCUACAUCAACUUCACCUAAACCAUUCCAUAUUGACGAAAAUACUACGAAAGAUGUACCAAUGAUGUACCAAAACGCUUAUUAUAAGUUCAAUGAACUUCCAGCGCUUGAGGCCACUUGUAUUGAGCUUCCUUACAAAAGUAACAAUUCGAGUGAUUCUAUCAGUAUGUUCAUCAUUUUACCGAAUCAAAUAAAAGGUUUGAAGAAAAUUGAAAGCAAUUUACAUGAAAUCAAUUUCAAAGAUCUUCACAACCGCAGAUCUAUGGAAAUUACCUUACUGCUUCCAAAAUUUAAAGUUGAAAGUAGAUUUGAGCUUCAAAAUACUCUUUCUAAAAUGGGAGUAAAAGAAAUUUUUGAAGAUUCUGCCGAUCUCCGAGGUAUUGCCGAACCUGCACAACUAAAAGUUAGUAAAGUAUUUCAAAAAGCUUUCAUCGAAGUAAACGAAGACGGAAGUGAAGCCGCAGCCGUAACCAUAAAAAUGACUCGAUCAAUAAAUAUAUACAGUAGUUUAAUUAUUAUAUAUGUGAUUUUACUAACGUUUAUUGAUGCGUAUUCAGUACUGAGUGCAAUAAAAUCCGAACCGACAUUUUAUAAAUUUUCAACAAAAUUUACUGAGGUGGCACUGGAAAGUCAUAAUAAUAAUUUAAUUUGUUCACCACUGAGUGCUGCAAUCGCAUUGUCAAUGAUCACAUAUGGAGUACGUAAUAAAAGUGAAGAGGAAUUAGUGUCAGCUUUAUAUUAUCCUAAAUAUAAUAAAUAUAAUGCUAUUUAUAAAAUGAAAACAUUUUUGGAUAAUUUGAAUAGCUUUAAAGAUCUUGAUUUACAUAUCGCAAAUAAAUUAUUUAUUGCCAAAAAAUUUUUAGUAAAGCCACAAUUUAAAGAAUUAACACGAAUAUAUUAUCAAUCAGAAUCAGAAAAUGUUGAUUUUACAAAACCACAAGAAGCUGCUGAUUUAAUAAAUAAUUGGAGUGCUCGUAAUACUAAUAAUCGUAUUAAAGAACUUGUUGAAGCAGAUAACUUCGAUGUCGAUACAUCUCUCGUUUUGGUAAACGCUAUUUACUUAAAAGCGAAAUGGUUGAAUGCUUUUUAUGCUGAUAACACAAAAUUAUUGCCAUUUUAUAUAAAUUCAGAAGAGUACAAAAAUGUCCCUAUGAUGUACCAACAAAACGAAUUUAAAUGCGGCCAUAUUGAAGAUCUUAAAGCAGAAUAUAUUGAACUCCCAUAUAGGGGAGUAUCUCACAUGGGAUCAACAGUGAGCAUGUACAUUUUUCUUCCCUACGAAGGCAUUAGUUUAAAAACCAUAGAAGAAAAUUUACAUAAACUUCAUGCCACUGAUUUUCAUCAUAACUAUAACAGGCUUACAGUUAAAUUGCAAUUGCCACGAUUUAAACUAGACAGUACUAUUGAUUUAAAGUCUCAUCUAAUAAAAAUGGGUGUUAAUGAAAUUUUCAAAGCCACAGAUAAUUUUUAUGACAUUUCUGAUUCACGUCCAUUAAAAAUAACUAACGUUAUACAAAAAGCUUUUAUUGACGUUAAUGAAAAUGGAAGUGAAGCCGGUGCUGUUACUGCAUUCCGUGUAGAAAGUAGAAUGUUAGACGAUUCGAAUGUUAAAUCUUUCAAUGUAAAUAGACCAUUUAUUAUGCUUAUUUCUACGCCGAGAAAUAUACUCUUCAGUGCCCGUAUUGCCGACCCAUCUUUGUAAUUACCAUUUUUAUUAUAAUUUAAAUACGUACUGUAAAUUUAAUCAAAAUAAAUUAAAU